AGAAACACGGAGAGAAAGAUAAAGAGAUAGGAUAUUACAUUAAAUGCUCAUUUUCUUUCUCAUGGCGGAUAUUACAAGAACUACUACACUUCUCCUUCCUUCUCAAGUCCUCUCCUUGUCUUUCUUGGAAUUAGUGAUGUUCUUUCAUUUGGGUUCUUGUUCUUCUUUCGUUUCUUGUCUUUAGUUGUUGCUGGAAAUACAGGUUAGUUCUUGAAAGAAAGAGAAAGAGAAGGAUCGAAAUGGCUGUGUCCUUGGCUUUUGCUAAUCUUCCAUUUCAGUUUAGUAAUGUUAAAGUGGUUGAAAAUCCCUUGUGUUUUGGCUUGGCUCCUACACAGCUUCCUUUUUUAUGCAAGGAACGAAGAAGAUUGUCAUCUUCCAGGACAAUAAUUAUUGUGCAAGCUUCAUCGGCUCCAACCGUUGAGGAUGGAAGUCAAAAUGAGACUGAUGCAAUUCCAACUCCGAAAGUUAUAAUUGACCAAGACUCUGAUCCAGACGCAACUGUGGUGGAGAUAACCUUUGGAGAUCGCCUUGGUGCUCUUCUGGAUACGAUGAAUGCGCUUAAAAACCUCGGGCUGAAUGUUGUUAAGGCUAAUGUCUUUUUGGAUUCUUCUGGGAAGCACAACACAUUUGCCAUCACUAAAUCUAGUACUGGUAGAAAAGUUGACGACCCAGAGCUGCUGGAGGCCAUUCGUUUGACAAUCAUAAACAAUUUGCUUCAGUAUCACCCGGAAUCAAGUUCACAGUUAGCAAUGGGAAUUGCCUUUGGAGUAGAGCAACCAAAACAGGUUGAUGUGGAUAUAGCAACCCAUAUAAAAGUCAAAGAUGAUGGUCCUGACCGAAGCUUGUUUUUAGUGGAGACAGCUGAUCGACCAGGAUUACUGGUGGAUCUUGUAAAGAAUAUCACUGACAUUAACAUUUCUGUUGAAUCAGGAGAAUUUGACACCGAGGGGUUGUUGGCCAAGGCAAAGUUUCAUGUCAGCUACAAGGGCAAAGCCAUCAGCAAGCCUCUGCAACUGGUUCUCGGUAACAGUUUGCGAUAUUUCUUGAGGCGACCAACGACCGAGGAAGCAAGUUUUUGAGCCAUGCUAGAAAAUGACCAGAUCCAUUAUCAUAUACUCUACGGAGAUUGUGAUUUAUACUCAAUGUCUGGGAAUGUAGAAACUUGUUGUUGCAUUAAUCUGCAUAUAGGAAUCACAUCGGCCUCACAUAAACUAUGGACAAUAGAUUAUUAGUCUUCACCACAAUAUCACUGUCUCACAAACUAUGGAAUUUUAUUACCAAUAUCAUUGAAAGCAGAUGGCAGUUCUGUUACAAAAACAUGAAAAAAUCAAAGCCAUUACUUA
Populus nigra (black poplar) is the source of this 1343-nucleotide messenger RNA. Its product is annotated as ACT domain-containing protein ACR11. NCBI's taxonomy places the organism in Eukaryota, Viridiplantae, Streptophyta, Magnoliopsida, Malpighiales, Salicaceae. The transcript is spliced from 10 exons. The record is from RefSeq and is a predicted model, not a curated record. Gene Ontology annotation, cellular component: chloroplast stroma; chloroplast thylakoid membrane. The coding region runs from base 240 to 1079 and encodes 279 amino acids.